This is a messenger RNA of Cylicostephanus goldi, 333 nucleotides long. NCBI's taxonomy places the organism in Eukaryota, Metazoa, Nematoda, Chromadorea, Rhabditida, Strongylidae. The record is from the annotation of a GenBank genome assembly.
UUCGCCAACAAACUUCGCGAUCAAGACCAGUCGUUUAUGAAUCGCACCUUUACCAUCGAUACCAAUAAGCGAGAAAGAAUGGCCGAAUUCAAGAUUGAUGAAGCACUUCGUGGUUUUCUGCCUCGUUCACAGAGCAGUGAUACCCGUCGACGAUCAUGCAAGGCUUCGAACGAAGCUCGCAGGGCCUGCUCACACCCUCUAUUUUCCGCAUCUUGCAAACUGCCUUCCAUUACAUGCAAUAAACAAAAGGUGGAGAACCGAACAUGUACCCUGAGGCCAUGGAGUCGAACCCAAGAAGAGCUACGAAAGUUCAAAGAAGCUCUAAACAACUGA